Orbicella faveolata is the source of this 3994-nucleotide messenger RNA. RefSeq lists its product as uncharacterized. NCBI's taxonomy places the organism in Eukaryota, Metazoa, Cnidaria, Anthozoa, Scleractinia, Merulinidae. The record is from RefSeq and is a predicted model, not a curated record. Gene Ontology annotation, molecular function: serine-type endopeptidase activity.
UACGAGGUUCAUCCGUAAAAGAAAAAACUUACCUGUGUCUGACACUCCGCAAGAAGCUUCCCGAACCCAGAAAUCCUUCUGUACACGUUUUCUUUAGAACUCAUUUCCUCAAAUAUUUCAAGAAAAUUCUACAUCUACUGCUUGUCCACCAUCUUUGAAGGUGCGAAAUGUCUGCUGGGUAAAUUUGGUGGCUGGGCAUAGCGGAAAUGAAAAGUAACCAAAACCGGAAGUUCGUUAGUUAAUUCUCUCGGGUAAUGAAAAAAACAAACAAACCAUUAGCACGUCUCAUGACGAUUUCUAUCCUUAAGAAGGCCGAAAUUAACUGAAAGCCACAAUCUAAUAGCGUAUUACAUGUAAUAUCACGCUGGUUACAUUUUGUGGAACAAAUGCUAGGCACGUGAAGGCGGUUGCGAAAGGAGUUACGCUCACGGCAGGAGAUCGCGUGUACCCGCAAAGUUGAACGAUGUUUAUAGUACUUUUAUAUCUUCUUAACAGUGUGAUCGGCAACCUGAUAUGAACCGUGGGAAAUGUAAAAAAAAAAAAAAAAAACGUUUGACGUCAGUGACAAACUGCGGGAAAAUUGUUUUUAUUUGUUGGGUGGCAUGCAAAACAACAACAACUUUAAUAUUGACCAAGCAUUGUGGGCCGAUAAAGUUACCUCUCAACACAACAUACGUUUAUAAAUAUCUCAGAAGUCACGAGGUCGAUUGUAUUGGCCGUAAUUGCGAUAACUCCGCCCAAGUUCGUUUCUAUUCGUCGAAAACAGCGAGUCUUGCUGGGCUGGGACUUCGCAAUCUCCAUAAUUUCCUCGUCAAGUUAUUGCUUUUGAUAUCGGCUUUGCUUGGCUGGGAACGAUAGACAAUAUCGGGAGUAAUUAUGUGGCCUUUGUGUUGGCUACGUUUGUAAACAAGGAUUUUUAAUAACGCUGAGUUUGGACUUCACGAAAGGUUCAUCCGAUUAGAUUUUAUCAUUGCUUUGAAGACUUAGACCUUAAUUGGUUUCAGUUCAAAAUUUUUCGCAGAACGUUCGUCGCGUGCGGAAAACUGUCGAUUAGGACAAGAGCGCCAUGAAUAUCUGCCUCAACUUGUCGCUGCUUGUGGUUUUAGCUGUUUUCGCACAUCAAGGUGUUUGUAUAAAUACGUGGAUGCCGUGGAAUUGGGGGGAAAAUAAACCCCGGCCGAUCGAUGGAAACUGGGCUCCUUGGUCUUCGUGGAGUUCUUGCCACGUCCCAUCCGACAUUGACACGUUACCAUUUCGGUACAAGGAAAGAAAUUGCUCGAACCCAUCACCGAAGAAUGGAGGCGCAGAGUGUGAAGGACAAUCAAGAAGAAAAUCGAGUUGCGACGAUUGCAGUAUUCCGCUGGGUAUGGAGAACGGGCGAAUACAAGACUCUCUUGUGACGGCGUUGGAUUCACAUGAAGAAUUUCCUUCUUUUGCGGCCAGAUUGAACGGGAAGUCAGCCUGGUGUAGUGACAAUCCUGAAAGCCUUCAAGAACCUUUGUACCUUCAAAUCGAGCUCAAGAAAUUGAGCGCUGUAUCGGCUAUCGCAACACAAGGGUUUUACCCCGCGGCGGAACUUAUGUCUCUUCGUAUGGGACGCGUCAGCAAAUAUCAACUGAUGUAUAGUAUGGACGGGGUGUCUUGGGAGAUCUACAAAAACAAAGAAAAUGAAACAAUUUUACCAGGAAACAAGAUGCGAGAUGGAACAAAAUUAAAUGUCCUCACGCCAGAAAUCACGGCGAAAUUUAUUCGUAUCUUCCCAGCGAGUUAUUUCAGUUUUGUCUGCAUGAGAGUGGAGUUGUAUGGUUGCAUCUUUGGAUGUGGGGGCCCCUUGACACAAGAUCCCGGCAGCAUCAUGACAGAGAGUUUCCCAACUGCAGAUCAGGAUUGCUUGUGGUUUGUGAAGAUGCCAAACGGAGCAAAAGUACAUUUUGAUUUUAUCAAUUUUAAUAUACCAUGUAGCAGUGGUUAUGUUGAGCUCAGAGCUGGAGAGGUGCCUUAUUCCCUGGCACCAGUAUUAGCAGAGUAUUGUGGGUAUGACACUACCCCUCCCCUGGUCAGUUCUGACAGCGGUAAACUGUGGGUGCGAUUCAAGUCUAAUGCAUCAGACACUCAGGUGGGAUUUUAUGCGCUGUAUUUCCCUGGGUGUGGAGGGCAUUUACAGGGAACUAGUGGCGAACUGAGGUCACCCAAUUUUCCAAAGGAAUAUUUUCACAAUUCCAAGUGCGUCUGGACAAUAACUGUGCCAGAAGAUAAAUCAGUACAUUUAAGAUUUGUGGAGUUUCAAGUCGAGGGUGAUACAAAUAGGCAUAGAUGUCCCCAUGAUCACCUGACAAUUUGGAAUGGUUCUGAUUCUAGUGCACCACUCAUUGGAAAAUUUUGUAACAGUAAUCCACCCCCUCCUGUCAUCUGCAGCUCUGGAAACACCCUUCGGCUGAAAUUCCGUAGUGAUGAUGCCCUCGCAUGGAAAGGAUUUCACCUAAGCUAUCAUGCUGCUGAUCCAUUGACACUUUGUUCUGAAACAUCAUCCUCUGUAAUUAUGCCAACAACAUCAAGAACUUCAACAGUGUCUACAAAUAUGCCAGUGGCCCCCACACCAUUAAUCACAACUAGGAAUAUUUCAUCCACACAGCAUGCAUUGUUUCCAUCGAGUACAUCAACAGCAGAGUUGACAUCAGCCCUUAAUCUUGCUAACUCUUUUCAAGCUUCACCUUCAAAAGAAUCUGUCUCAACUUCGACAAAUGUAACAGUUGGUUUUACAGUGACCCCAGUCAUUGGAGAAAUGCAAGCUGCGGCCAAACAAGAGGAUGAUGAUGACAAUGAUGAGGGGUUGACUACACUGAUCAUUAUUGCAGCUUUUGGUUUUGUUGUUAUCUGCAUGAUCAUUGCGAGCCUUGUGCCAGGCGUAAAACACCAUUUUGAGAAGCGACGACGGGAGAAAGAAAUGAAUAUAAUGCUUGCAGCAAGUGUUAGCAUUCCUGAAUCAAACAGUAAAGACACUUUUGAAGUUGCUCCUAUCACUGAUAAUGAGAAUGUGUUGCCAGUGGCAGCGAGCGUUGCUUGUGAGGCUAUGCCCUAUGAGGAGAGCCUACCUCCGGUUGAAACUGCAGAGAGUGCAUCACUUGGUGAAACCCCUACAGAAGAACUUAGUAAUGAACAAAGUGAUGUAGUGGAAAGUGAGGUGCAAAUUGCAAAUGAGAUCAACAGUGGAGAACGUGAUGAAAAAUCAGUGGAAAAGAAUAGAGAUGAACUGGAGGAUUCAGACAGACAAAUUGAACAAGAUACUAACAUGCCUUCUGACUUAGCAGGUGACCCAGUGGAGGUUGGUAGUUUAAAAAUGUCAUAUGAGGACCUUGGUAGCAGUUUUGUGUCUGAAAUGCAAGCAAUGUUGAGUGACUUAGCAGAGAAUGAUGACCAACCAGCUUUGAAUGUCAACCCUUGUGCAAAUGCAGAAAAUUCUCCACAGGACAGUGAGCAUGAAGCAGAGGAAACUGGCAUCAGUGGCUUGGAAACUGGAGAUUGCAUUACUUGUGGCAUCUCAGCAAUUGAAGAUGAUGCCAAUUCAGUUCCUUCUGAUGAAGAAGCUUCUGCCACCAAAAGGUUUUCUGACCUUGGAGGAAAACUGGAAAGCUCAUCAAAUAGUGAUGCAGUUAGAGGGGAAAUAUGGGAAAUGCAGCCUGAUCUUGCAAGCAGUCACAGCCGCAGAAAAACAGCUGGAGAAGAUCAUCUUACAGGAUCAUGCACAGAUGGCAAAGAUUAUGGCUGUGCAUCAAGCUGUGAAAACUUGGCUUCAGUAGAAAACUAUCAUCAAGCUGAUGGUGCAGAUAACGAGACUUGUGUCUAGUGUAGUAAUGAUGAACUUUGAGUUUUCAGUCUGACAGGGCUUGAAAAAAGACACAGCUUGGAUUUAAGCUUGCCCUUUGGAUAGCAGCUCUCAAAUUUUGCUUGCCCUGGGCAAGUCUUAAUUUCCGUUAUUUUUAUUUAGUUGGCAGUU